AUGGAGCAGGGCCCAGCAGUACCUACCUACAUCUUGCGUGGCCACCAGUCCGCCAUCCACGCCCUUCACUUUUACCACGGCAACACCUUCCUGGCCUCCGGCGAUGGCGACGGCUGGAUAGUGAUCUGGAGUCUGGCCACGAAACGGCCAGUGGCGGUGUGGAAGGGCCACGAUGCUGGAAUCAUGGCGUUCCAUCAUUGGACGAGCGAGAGAUUGGUCAGCCAUGGAAGAGACCACAAGCUUCGAGUAUGGCAAGUCCAGCCCGAACACCUCGCUGGGCUAAGUCAGACGUUGCCCGCCGACGGAGCACUUCCCGAGCAAGUACAGCCCUGGUUGUUGCACUCGCUCUCCAUCAACGCCCUCAACUUCUGCGCCUUUUCACUAUGCAACGAGCAGCAAACUGCCGAGUCGGAGCUUACAAGUCCAGCGUCGCCCACCCCACAGUUAAUCGCGUCGCCGAAUGGCCUUGACUCCAGCGGGAUUGAUAUCUUCCAGCUGCCCUCCGAACAGAGGAUUUCUCAGAUUCGUGGAGAAAACGACAUGUCGUCCUGUAUGGUGAUGGCAGUAUCUUUGUUUCACAGCCAUGAAGAUCCCUCCAGGCUCGUGCUGGUGUCCGGGUACGAAGAUGGACGGGUAAUGGUUCACUCACAUUGCGGCAGGCUGACGCUCGGCGAGAGUCAGUGGCAGAAAAUCAUGACCAGCAAGCCGCACUCGCAGCCAGUCCUUUCUAUCGGCGUCCUACCAUCGAGGCAACACUUUGUUAGCUCCGGGGCAGACGCUGUGUUGGCCAAGUUCGCCCUGACGUUCGUCAACAUUCAGGGCGAGACACCUCCCGAGAAAUCGGUGAACACGAAACAUGCCGGCCAGCAGGGCUUGAGUGUACGCUCCGAUGGCAAGAUCUGUGCCACCGCUGGAUGGGAUGCUCGCAUUCGGAUAUACUCGUGCAAGACGAUGAAAGAGCUGGCCGUCCUCAAAUGGCACAAAGUGGGAUGUUUUGCUACAGCAUUUGCCGAUGUGGUUCCCGGCAUGAUCAUGGGCAGCGUGGCUUUGGAGCCUCGGGCGACGGCAUCGCCUGGCACAUCCCCUGAAGUCACGUCGUCCCUGAAUGCUCUCGAAGUGAUAAAGCAACAGCGAGAGGAGAAGGCACGCACGACCCACUGGUUGGCAGCUGGCAGCAAAGACGGUAAAAUAUCUCUAUGGGAUAUUUACUGA
Messenger RNA from Capronia epimyces CBS 606.96, 1212 nucleotides. RefSeq lists its product as uncharacterized. The record is from RefSeq and is a predicted model, not a curated record. Gene Ontology annotation, molecular function: protein binding. NCBI's taxonomy places the organism in Eukaryota, Fungi, Ascomycota, Eurotiomycetes, Chaetothyriales, Herpotrichiellaceae. Bases 1 to 1212 code for a protein of 403 amino acids. The transcript has 2 exons.